Triticum aestivum (bread wheat) is the source of this 2223-nucleotide messenger RNA. RefSeq names its product F-box protein At1g30790. NCBI's taxonomy places the organism in Eukaryota, Viridiplantae, Streptophyta, Magnoliopsida, Poales, Poaceae. The coding region runs from base 1 to 1833 and encodes 610 amino acids. Gene Ontology annotation, molecular function: protein binding. The record is from RefSeq and is a predicted model, not a curated record. The transcript is spliced from 5 exons.
AUGGUAUUUACAAAAUCCAGUAGCAAAUUCGUAUGGGGGGCUGCCGGAGACGAGCAGGUGGCCUGCCAGCCGGCGGACUUCGACGACCACCGGCCAGUGGCAAGGAGCCCAAAACGACCAUCUCAGGCGCUUCCUGGAUCCCCCCUCACGACCUCCACGGCGCGCGUGGAUCAGUUGCUCCUCAGCCUCGGCGCCGGUGUCGAGGCAGUGCGGCGGCUUGGUUCCUGGACGGAGGCAGUUAGGCGACCCGGCGACCCGCCGUGCCCAGCGGCAGGGGCGAGCGUGGUUGGGGAAAGAGAGUGCGAGGCGGCAGCACAAUGCCGCACGAAAGCCUUUACCUUUUCCAGCUUACGUGCUUCCCCGGCCUCCAUCAUGCUCACCAAAGACAAGCUCCGCCUCGACAGUCUACUCUACGUGUUGUUUAGAGCAACUCUAGCAGAUCCUGCAAAAACGUGUCAUCUGGAAACAUUAUACAGCUACAGCGAGGCACCGGGCAGAGCAGAUCCUUGUACUACAAACGUAUCGACGGCCCAUUCGCCAAAAAAGAAGUGCCAGUCCCGUGGGUUUCAAUCCCCUCCCCGGCCCAUUCGCCAUCACUCCCCCAUCCCCUCCCCCGUGCUCGACGGCGCCGCCGGAGCUUUCUUCUGCCGCCGCGCCAUGUCCACCCCAGCUGCUCGAUCUCGCCCCUCGGAGGACGGACGGAUCAGGUCCUCCUCUUCUCCUCCCAGCGGCAGCGAGACGGCGGCCGAGAGACUCACCGACGACCUCCUCGUUGAGAUCCUCUCGCGCGUGCCCGCCAAGUCGCUCUGCCGCUUCAAGUGCGUCUCCAAGCACUGGCUCGGCCUCACCAACGACCGCAACUACCGCCGGAAGCUCCCCCAGACCCUGACCGGCUUCUACCAGGGGAAUCAAUUGGUAGAUUCAGCUCUCCCCUUCACCAAUGUCUCGGGGAGCCGCCAUCUCACAUAUCCCGCCUUCCUGUCCAACCGCCGGCGGGUCAAGGUCAUGGACUGCUGUAAUGGCCUCCUUCUCUGCUCCUCAUACGUUGCCGGCAACCAUGGCGACGAGUUCCGGUACCUUGUGUGCAAUCCCGCCACAGAGGAAUGGGCCGAGUUGCCGUACUGCGGCUAUUCCGGCCUGGUGGCUACUGAACGCUUGUGUUUUGAUCCUGCCGUGUCCCCUCAUUUCCAUGUGUUUUUAUUGCCGGGGGCGUGUAUGGAGGACCAACAUGGCUACUGUCUUACCGGAGUGCAUGUCUAUUCAUCUGAAACCGGGAGUUGGGUCCAUAAGGAGAAGAGAUGGAGCGGCACUAUUGAUGUCGCUAAUGAUCGGUCAACUGUUUAUCUUAAUGGUUAUCUGCAUUUCUGCGCCAUUGUUGAUGGUUCUGACGGUCGUCUAGCUGCAGUGGACAAGGAGGGGGAAGCAAGGACUAACUUCUAUGUUCCUGAUGGUCUGGAUGUUGGUUUUAUUCAGCUGUCACAGGGCUGCCUGCAUUAUGCUGGUUUUGACACAGAUGAUGAUAAUGUUGUUCGACUGCUAGUUUAUGUUCUUAAAGACUAUGACCGCAAAGAAUGGAUACUGAAGCAUAGCGUCGAAACUUCGCAUUUGCUUGGAGGGCGACACAUAGAAUACCUUGAUGAGUACUUCGAUUGGAUUGCAAUUCAUCCAGAAUGUGACUUGAUCUUCUUCACUGUGGCCCAGGAGGAUAUCACAUUCAUGUGCUAUGAUAUGGAUAGUGGACAAGUUAAUGUGCUCUGCAAUCUUGAAGAUAGCCAGCAGGCAUAUUUUCCGUAUGUGCCACUAUAUGAAGAGUUACAAUCGUUGCACAAGUGACGUCUUAUGUGUGCUAUGAUAUGGAUAAUGGACAAGUUAAAGUGAUCUGCAAUCUUGAAGGCGAGCUGCCAUAUUCUCAAUAUGUGCCGCUAUAUGAAGAGCUACAAUCGUUGCACAAGCGAUGUCUUAUUCAUGCUAUGGAGCAGUGGGCAUGGUAUGUCUGCUUGAAUUUGGUCCUCCUUUCUCUGAUGUAUGCAUGUGUUUAAGUUUGGAGCAAUGCUGGUUCGUUCUGGGGGCACUGCAGCUGAUUUCUCUCUCAGACUAGUUAUUCAAAGUUUCAAUGCACCUUCUGUUGUGUGUACUUGUUUUGUCUUGGUAGACCAAUGGUUCUGGACAACGGGAGAUUGUGAUACACUUUGGAUGAUUACAUUAUCACUUCUUUUGGUGCUA